Molecule: messenger RNA, 977 nt
Organism: Eleginops maclovinus (Patagonian blennie)
Lineage: Eukaryota; Metazoa; Chordata; Actinopteri; Perciformes; Eleginopidae
Gene: rec114
Product: REC114 meiotic recombination protein
Exons: 6
Source: RefSeq, a predicted model, not a curated record
CGUGUCCUCAUGUUGCGCGCCAAUACGUAUACAGGCCAGUCCACGUACUAUUAGCAGUCAAGGGUUGUUGCUUUUAAGUUAGCCAGAGAAUAAAACAAACAACACUUGAAAUGGCCACCAGUCAUACAUGGACAUUAAAACGCUAUGGGCGAUAUCUUCCACGAUCUACAGCUGGAAACCCUUGGAAGGUAUUCGAGGCAAAUGCUGAUAAAUCUGACAUUCUCCUGAAACUUGUCGAAUCUGGAUACAUGCUGAUAUUCCAAGGACAUGAAAGUCUGGAUGCAGUCCCUUUGCUCUCUGGAACCACGGUUUUCAAAGUACAACAGAAAUCUGAUAGCCUGAUGUUUCAAUUUACUGAGAGGUGAGGAGAGAAGCGCAUGAUGAGGAUGCAGUUUGAUGGGAGAAGCAUGAAAGAGGCUAUAAAGGAGUGUUCGAGUGCUGUGAAAAAACUGAUGGAGUACGUGUCUGUCACCGCUGAGGAUGACACCCCAUUGCCCCCGAAUCAGUCCCCUGCUGAGGUCCCUGCACCGGUGAUACAGAAUUUGCAGGGAAAGGCUGUGGGAGCUGAGCCUGAGGUUGCCCAGGGAUCACUGACCAUCAAGCGUCUGGCUCAGCAUAUCAUGGGAGAGCAUGCUUUGACUCUGCCUCAAAUGUAUCGCAACAAUUCUUCAACUCAAGGUGACUUGGAGCCCAUGCUGCGUGUUUUCCUGCUGGAUCCCAGCUUUCACGCAUUUGUGGACAAAGUGGAGGGUGAGCUGAAGAAACUCCUUCAAGAGUGAAGAGUCUCAACAACCGCCGAAGGCAGAAAGUUGAAUUUUGUUCGUAUAGAGUUUGUGUAGGCAGUGCCUGGUGGUGGUCAUAAAUUGUUACUUACUGCACUGCGGACGUUGUUGGAAAUGUUACACUGUGGUUGUUAUUGUAUUUACACUGAGGAGUAUGGUUUCCAUGGUAUUAAAUGCAACUGGUGAAAGCAAGAA